Molecule: messenger RNA, 1817 nt
Organism: Entelurus aequoreus (snake pipefish)
Lineage: Eukaryota; Metazoa; Chordata; Actinopteri; Syngnathiformes; Syngnathidae
Gene: mapk13
Product: mitogen-activated protein kinase 13
Exons: 12
Coding region: 173-1264 (363 amino acids)
Biological process (GO): protein phosphorylation; intracellular signal transduction
Cellular component (GO): nucleus; cytoplasm
Molecular function (GO): ATP binding; MAP kinase activity
Source: RefSeq, a predicted model, not a curated record
CUGUAGGGAUUUCCGUUUCCGGUUUCGGGGGCGUUUAUUUUGUGAACAAACCGAAAACGCGCAUGAUCGCAGUUGGUCUUCACCUUUCCGAGCGAGAGUGACAGUCGCUGGUUCAUGAGGAGAGAGGAGAAGUUACACACCGCCAAACCUUCGCCUUCUCCUCGCCUUCGCCAUGGAGGCUCGGGUGGGCUUCGCCCGCGAGGAAAUCAACAGCACGGUGUGGGAGGUUCCGGAGAAGUACACCCGGCUCAAGCAGAUCGGAACCGGGGCGUACGGCUGCGUGUGCUCAUCAAUAAACCAGAAGUCUCAGGAGAAAGUGGCCAUCAAGAAGCUCCACAGGCCUUUCCAGUCGGAGAUCUUCGCUAAGAGGGCCUACCGGGAACUGCGCCUGCUCAAACACAUGAAGCACGAGAACGUGAUCGGAAUUCUUGACGUGUUUACGUCUGUUUCCUGCAUCGACGACUUCCAGGACUUCUACCUGGUUAUGCCGUACAUGUUCACGGACCUGUCCAAGGUGCGGGGGCACCUCUCUGAGGACAAAGUCCAGUUUCUGGUCUACCAGAUGCUGUGCGGACUCAGGUAUAUCCACAAGGCUGGAAUCAUCCACAGGGACCUCAAACCAGGAAACUUGGCAGUAAACCAAGACUGUGAGCUGAAGAUCCUGGACUUUGGGCUUGCUCGCAGUACUGAUGCUGAGAUGACCGGCUAUGUGGUGACCCGUUGGUACCGGGCGCCCGAGGUCAUUCUGAACUGGAUGCACUACACACAGACUGUGGACAUCUGGUCUGUGGGCUGCAUCAUGGCUGAGAUGAUCAACGGGAAAACCCUUUUCAAAGGAAAAGAUUACAUGGAUCAACUGACACAGAUCAUGAAAGUGACGGGAGUACCUGGACCAGAGUUCAUCCAGAAACUGGACAGCCAGGAGGCCAAGAAUUAUGUGAAGGCGCUCCCUAAGUACCCCAGGAAAGACUUCUCCACACUGUUCCCCCGGGCCAGUGCCAAAUGCGUGGACCUGCUGGAGAAGAUGCUGGUCUUGGACGGGGACGAGAGGCCCACAGCCGAACUGGCGCUGGAGCAUCCCUACUUUGAUGGCCUCCGAGACCCCGACGACCUCCCUGAGCCCGAGCCCUACGACGACAGCCACGACAACGCCUCGCUGGCCCUGGAGGAAUGGAAGCGGUUGUGUUUCCGAGAGGUGAAGAGCUUUGUGCCCUUCCCCCGCAGAGACUCCAAGAGGAAAAACACGCUGACUAUGACUCCAUGACUUAUGAUUGAAUGUCAUGUAAAUAUGAAUAUAUAUGUAUGAAUACAUAUAUAUGUAUGUAUAUAUAUGCAAUGUAUGCUUCUGUUCCGAUUUGACUCUUGCACUGUAUUAUGUUUACAUUAGAAACAGUUUUGACACACUUCUUUCAAGUGGAGGUGUAAAACUUGAUUUCUCCUUACAUUGCUCUGCAAAUUCAACAAAAGUGUGCUAGUACACAGUCCCAGAUACAGUAGUAGUGUAGUAUUAUAAGUACCCCAAUGUCAGAUGGAUUAUAUUACAGUUUUUGUAUUAUUUGUAUCAUUUACAUUUCCACUUAAUUUUAAGACAAACGUGUAUAUUUCCCCAAAUUUUACCAGUUUUAUGUGAAAUUAUAUUAAAGGUUGUUUUUUGUUUUUUUGCCAAAAUGUAAUAUUGAGUCCAUAAAUGUAUUUAAAAAAAUAAAGAGAUUAGAUUGUGACCUAAUUUACUAACCUGGUGACUAAUUAACUAACGUAAAAAAAAAUCUGAUAAAACUGUAGUCAUUGAUUUAAUGUUUGAAUGUAUGUUAAUAUGA